This is a messenger RNA of Penaeus indicus, 2358 nucleotides long. RefSeq lists its product as uncharacterized. Lineage: Eukaryota; Metazoa; Arthropoda; Malacostraca; Decapoda; Penaeidae. The coding region runs from base 58 to 1839 and encodes 593 amino acids. The transcript has 7 exons. The record is from RefSeq and is a predicted model, not a curated record.
UGUGCUGUGCCGGAGUGAGGACGUGUGACGGCGCGUGUUUGUGUGUUGACUGCCGGCAUGGCUUGUGUGUCCCUCGGGCUCCGCGCCAGGACCCGGCUGAGGGAGGCACUGCUGGGGGUCGCUCUCGUGUUCUUUCUCAACGUCGCCGGAGUGUGUGCGAAUAGUGGGAGGAAUGGCACUCUCCAGAAAUCCACGUGUAACCAGCCAGACUGUCUUCGAUGCGACCUCGAGACGGCUGAGUGUGUCAAGUGUUUGUACGUGAUCAUGGCCAACACGCGCCAGUGCCGGUCUGCUUGCCCGCCGGGCCACGCCACAACAUGGGCCACUCAUCACGCGCUGAUGGGGCGUGUCUGUACAGAGCGAAGUGUGCUUGCUCUGGUCUCCGGGCGUGACGUGACGAUCAUCGCCGGGGCAGCCGUGGGCGGGGCGGUCUGCGUGGGCGUGGUGAUCGGCGCCCUCCUCUACAUGCGGCGCCGAACGAAACCGCCGCCCGACAACCCCCGCGUCGACUACCGCCACCACCGCUACCCGAUCCCGAGACUGUGGCGGGACAAGAGACCGAAGGCUACAGAGGUGUCCGUGGCCGACGAGGAGCGAGAGGAGUUCCUGAAGCAGCUGGCCACGCUGAGGGGAGAGGCCGGGAACUUCCUCGAGAUGCUGAGCGAGACGAGGAACCGCUUCCGGAGGCUGGGAGGACCCGACUCGGCCACCGAUACGAGGGCGAAGGCGUACAGGGCGGUGGUGCGCGAUCUCUCCCGUGUGCUGACGCUGCUCAACCGGCGCGAGGAGCACAUCGUCACGGUUCCCGGGGACUGGCGGCGGCUGCUGUCGUGGGCCGCGAGAGUGCUGGCCCGAUACAAGCGGCAGAAGGCAGCUAAGGAGGCGGGAGACAUCACAACGCUCGAGCCCCUGGCCACCGGAACCUUGUACCAGACCCGGCGUCAGGCCCAGGCGGAGCGGUGUCGCUUGGUGGCGUUGGGGGGGCAGUGCUCAGCCCCCUUCCAGGACCCCCCCACGCCCAGGGUCACUGAGGUCCAUCCCCCUGCGUAUAGAGAAACAACUCCAUGCAGCCAGCUUAGCUCUCGGUCGGCAUCGCUGAUGAGUCUGACCCACAUCCUCGAGGAAGAGGAGGAAUACGAAGCGGCAGAUAACCAUGACGAUGUUUUGUUCUCGGAGAACGAGGAGCAAGAGCAGGAGGACGUGAAAUUAACCCCUGGCGAGAAGGACGACCUUACUGUUGCCGACAAGGGCCUGAAGAAGCAGGACUCGUCCGAAGUGGAUUAUGGCGUCGUCAACGAGAAACUGCUGACCGAAUCGAAGUUCGUAAAGGAAAACAACAACAACAUCACAAAAAAUCUCAGCGACCUAACCAACAACAUUGUCAACAUUGAGAACUUUCGACCUCCUUCCAACGUCUCUGAAAACAUAAACAACCUGAAGAACCUCGAGCACCUGCGCGAGAUGGCACCCGUGUUCAUCCAGACCAAAGAAAACAUCGCUCAGGACCAAGAGAAGAAACACGCCUUCAACAACAACGAAAUCCUGACGAAGGAAAACAUCGCGCCGACGCAUAAGGCUAUCACUGACCUCCAGACACUCUACAAAGAGAAGAUCAACACCACCUUGACCGGCGAGGACGUGUACAUCAACGUCAUCAGGAAGCCUGUGGUGACGGGGCUCCUCCUCGGCGGCGACCCCUACCGAGACGACACCAUCGAGAGCGCCGAGGACCGCGCGCCGAGGCUGCACGUGCCGAGAAGCGUUCCGCCGCGCUCGUGCAAGAUCCAGAUGAACCGCCGGCUGCCGCCCCCGAAGUGCGAGCUGACGACUGAGUUGUAACGGAAGAGAGAGAAAUGAGCGUUUAGCUGAAAUUUGAGCCACUGAAAUGGAAUAUCUCGAGAUUUUAGGAAUUGUUUAUAACUACUCUGAUGUCAGAGGUUUGACUCUAACUAUAACAAUACACUUCCAGUACAAACUGUGCGUCACGGGCUACAGCUCAAUUUUUUUUUAAAUAACCCAUUCUUUUGUGGGACUGCUGAUUUGUAAAAUAAAACAAGAGUUAUACUUCUCUAUGUAAAUAGCUGCUAUUUCUAAUGUUUGGUAGAAUCCCUUUAACAAAUGCCCUGUAAAUCUACUUAUAAGAACUAAUAUUGUUUUACAUAUUGAUUAUCAAUGUGUGGCGACGCCACGUUUUUCAUUAGAGAUUAAGUUUUGUCACAGUUAUUUCAUUUUGAAUUUUAAGCUCAGGCAUGUUUAUUUUUAUACGAUAUAAUUCAUGUUUUUUUCGCAUUGAACGUCAACGAUUCUUCUGUGUUUUCUGAUGUUCAUGUUAACUGAAUCAUACUUUUUCUUGUUUCU